Daucus carota subsp. sativus is the source of this 2269-nucleotide messenger RNA. RefSeq names its product 2-hydroxyacyl-CoA lyase. Gene Ontology annotation, cellular component: peroxisome. The coding region runs from base 266 to 1984 and encodes 572 amino acids. The record is from RefSeq and is a predicted model, not a curated record. Gene Ontology annotation, biological process: fatty acid alpha-oxidation. The transcript is spliced from 2 exons. NCBI's taxonomy places the organism in Eukaryota, Viridiplantae, Streptophyta, Magnoliopsida, Apiales, Apiaceae. Gene Ontology annotation, molecular function: catalytic activity; thiamine pyrophosphate binding; magnesium ion binding.
CACACACUUCUUGUACAGCCCAUCACUCUUUAGUUCUGUUGCAGCAAUCAAUCAACAAAUUCGGUUCUUCCUUCUCUCCUUUAUUCAUCAUCUGGACAGGCUCUUUCUUCCUCGUACCCCCUUAUAAAUCUCUCUCUCUCUCUCUCUCUCUCUCUCUCUCUCUUGUAAUUAGAAAUUUACAUACCACUUCUGAAAAAUCUCUCCCAGUCUCUCUACCACUUUUUAAAAAUCUCUCCCAGUCUCUCUCUCUCUCUCGUAAUUAGAAAUGGCUGAGUUUGAUCAAAAGAUUUCACCUUUAGUCGAUUGCAACCAACUAGUAGCAAAAUCUCUCUCACGCGCCGGUAUUGACCGUAUGUUCGGCGUCGUAGGAAUUCCGGUGACUUCACUUGCUAAUCGCGCUCUAGCUAUUGGCAUCCGCUUCAUCGCUUUUCACAACGAACAAUCCGCCGGUUACGCCGCCUCCGCCUACGGUUACCUCACCGGCCGCCCCGGCGUGCUUCUCACCGUCUCCGGCCCCGGAUGCGUUCACGGCCUCGCCGGAAUGUCCAACGCCGCUGCCAAUUGCUGGCCUAUGGUCAUGAUCUCCGGUUCUUGUGAUCAAAACGACGUCGGCCGAGGCGAUUUUCAGGAGCUUGAUCAGGUUGAAGCUGUUAAGCCCUUUUCGAAACUUUCGAUUAGAGUUAAGGAUGUUAGGGAAGUACCUAAUGCUGUUUUUCGGGUUCUUGAUCGGGCCGGGUCGGGUCGCCCCGGUGGGUGUUACUUGGAUAUUCCAGCUGAUGUGCUUCAUCAGAGUGUUAGUGAGUCAGAAGCUGAGGAAUUGUUGGAUGCUGCCGAGAAAUGUGUGAGUGGGGAGGUUGUUGAGGAGGUUAAGAGUGCCGAUAUUGCGAAAGCUGUUGAGUUGUUGAGGAAAGCUGAGAGGCCUUUGAUUGUGUUUGGUAAAGGGGCUGCUAUAUCAAAAGCGGAAGGUGUGUUGAAGAAGCUUGUGGAAGCUACUGGAAUUCCGUUCUUGCCUACCCCGAUGGGGAAGGGUUUGUUGCCCGAUACUCAUGAGCUGGCUGCUACUGCAGCUAGGUCACUCGCUAUUGGGAAAUGUGAUGUUGCACUUGUUGUUGGUGCAAGGCUUAACUGGUUGUUGCAUUUCGGGGAGCCACCCAAGUGGGAUAAAGAUGUGAAAUUUAUACUUGUUGAUAUUUGUAAGGAGGAGAUUGAGUUGAGGAAACCGGCUUUGGGAUUAGUUGGGGAUGCUAAAAGGGUGUUGGAGAUUCUUAGCAAGGAGAUUAAGGAUGAUCCUUUUUGUUUGGGGAAGUCUCAUCCUUGGAUUGAAGGAAUUACAAAGAAGGCCAAGGACAAUGUUGCAAAAAUGGAGGUUCAGCUUGCCAAGGAUGUGGUUCCGUUUAAUUUUAUGACACCUAUGAGGAUUAUUAGGGAUGCAAUUCUUGGGGUAGGGAGUCCAGCUCCGAUAUUGGUUUCUGAAGGGGCAAAUACCAUGGAUGUUGGUCGGGGUGUAUUGAUUCAGACGGAGCCAAGGACUAGACUGGAUGCAGGGACUUGGGGGACCAUGGGGGUUGGUCUUGGUUAUUGCAUUGCUGCAGCAGUAGCUUCACCUGAUCGGCUGGUAGUUGCAGUUGAAGGGGAUUCUGGAUUUGGAUUUAGUGCCAUGGAAGUCGAGACUCUGGUUCGCUAUCAGUUGCCAGUAGUUGUGAUAGUCUUUAACAAUGGUGGUGUAUAUGGUGGUGAUCGGAGAAACCCCGAGGAGAUCACUGGGCCUUUCAAAGAUGACCCAGCUCCCACUUCUUUUGUACCUGGUGCUGCAUAUCAUCUUCUAAUUGAAGCAUUUGGGGGAAAAGGUUAUCUGGUCGGGACGCCUGAUGAACUCAAAUCAGCCCUUGCUGAAUCUUUUUCUGCACGGAAGCCUGCUGUCAUAAAUGUCACAAUUGAUCCAUAUGCUGGUGCAGAAAGUGGCAGGAUGCAACACAAAAACUGAGGUAAGUUGCAGGCUGUUUGGGAGUGUGACCUUGUAUGUUAAUCAGCUUGAUGGGUUUCAUGGUGGGCUCUCGUGCCACUUUUGAGCACAUAGAUUACAGUAUGUCGAAUAUGUUUUGUAGUUAAUGGAGGAGUCCACAUGUUUUUGCAACCGUUGUGAACUAUACGAAGCGUUACUUUUACCAAUUUUAGAUAUAUGAUUGUCAUUUUUAAGCGUCUGAAUAACUCUUUCUCUGUUGAAUACUUAACUACUCCAUGUUAUAAACUAUACCAAGUGUUACUUUUA